AUGAAAUCCUUCGCCGUCGUCUCCCUCCUCGCGCUCGCGUCGUACGUCUCCGCGCAGGCCAACGGCGGGCCCCCCUUCGACCCCGCCGGCGUGCCCAACGUCGGCAACGGGCAGGGCAAGCAGUUCAUCGGCGGGCAGUGCCUCUCCGCGGCGGACUGCGGCUCGGGCUGCUGCGCGGGGCCCUCGGGCAUCUGCUCGGGCGUCGGCGCCCAAACACAGGCAGGCAAGACCGGCUGCGGCUUCGGCGGCGGCGCUGCCCCUGCUGCGCCCGGCGCCCCCGCUGCUGCUGCGCCGCCACCACCGCCACCCGCGGCCGCCGCCCCGCCCAACGUCGGCGGGCCCCCCUUCGACCCCGCGGGCGUCCCCAACGUCGGGAACGGCGCCGGCAGACAGUUCAUCGGGGGCCAAUGCCUCUCGGCCGCGGACUGCGGCUCCGGGUGCUGCGCGGGGCCCUCGGGCAUCUGCUCCGGCGUCGGCGCACAGACCCAGGCGGGCAAGACCGGGUGCGGCUUCGUCUCGGGCGGCGCCCCCGCAGCUGCUGCGCCCCCACCACCACCGCCAGCAGCGGCGCCUGCUGCGCCCAAGGCGGCGGGCCCGAACGUCGGCGGCCCCCCGUUCGACCCCGCGGGUGUACCUAACGUCGGCAACGGCGCGGGGAAACAGUUCAUCGGCGGGCAGUGUCUCUCCGCGGCGGACUGCGGCUCCGGGUGCUGUGCCGGGCCCUCGGGCAUCUGCUCCGGCGUCGGCGCACAGACCCAGGCGGGCAAGACCGGGUGUGGCUUCGUCGCGAAGCGCUUUGUCCGUCGUGGGAGGGUGUUGUGA
Messenger RNA from Mycena indigotica, 822 nucleotides. RefSeq lists its product as uncharacterized. The transcript has a single exon. NCBI's taxonomy places the organism in Eukaryota, Fungi, Basidiomycota, Agaricomycetes, Agaricales, Mycenaceae. Bases 1 to 822 code for a protein of 273 amino acids. The record is from RefSeq and is a predicted model, not a curated record.